This is a messenger RNA of Cokeromyces recurvatus, 1179 nucleotides long. RefSeq names its product CrcB-like protein-domain-containing protein. NCBI's taxonomy places the organism in Eukaryota, Fungi, Mucoromycota, Mucoromycetes, Mucorales, Mucoraceae. Gene Ontology annotation, molecular function: fluoride transmembrane transporter activity. Gene Ontology annotation, biological process: fluoride transmembrane transport. The record is from RefSeq and is a predicted model, not a curated record. Bases 94 to 1179 code for a protein of 361 amino acids. Gene Ontology annotation, cellular component: membrane. The transcript is spliced from 6 exons.
AGCGAAUAUUGCUCGUUUCUGUUUAUUAUUAUACAACUACUUUACUUUUAAUUAAAUUUAAGCGAUAUAAAUAUAUGUACUUAUAUAAUAACUAUGAAUGAGAUAGGGCCCAAAGUAAAAGAGGUGAAUGAAAAUAAAAUAGCAGUUGCAGCAGCUAUUAUUCCAUUUUCAAUUAUAGGUGUUUUAAUAAGAGUUGAAUUGGAACGUUUAGAGAACUUCUCUGGAGCACCAGUAUUUGGAUUAGUUUAUGCACAAUGGAUUGGUUGCUUUAUAAUGGGCAUUGCUGCAACAAAUAAAAACCUGUUAUUUUCAUGGUAUCAUCCUUCUCAUCCAGGCAUUUCAACUGGAUUAUGUGGAUCCAUUACUACAUUUUCAUCUUGGCAGCUUGCCAUCUUUAAAGAAUUUGCAAAUUACUAUGCUAAUCCACAUACAAGAGGAAAAAAUAUUUUAGCAGCUAUUUCACAAUUCUUGGUUACAUUGGCCAUGUCUCUUAAUGGACUUCGAUUUGGGCAACAUGUGGGUCAAUGGUUCUCUGAUCAAAUAAAAGAAAGAAGAGUUAAUUAUAUCGAACCAAAAGUGAUUCCUCGAGGAUUUUCUUUACGUUAUUUAACAAAAGCAGACUAUUUACUGAUCUUAUUCGGAAUCAUGAGUUGGCUAGGUGUCCUAUUUGCAGCUAUUUUUGCACAUUACAAUAAAGCAUUGGCAUUGUCAUGUGUCUUUGCCCCUGUAGGUGCACUCACACGUUGGUAUCUUUCAUUUGAUAAUGGACGAAUUCCAUGUUUUCCAAUUGGCACUUUUAUUGCUAAUAUUUUUGGUACAACUGUACUAGCUGCAUUAGGUAUUGUGAAUGCUAGCCCUCAUAUAUCUUCCAUGGCCUGCUCAGUAGUUCAAGCAUUAGCCGAUGGCUUUUGUGGGUGUCUAACGACUAUAUCCACUUUUAUGGUUGAAUUAACUACACUUACUAGAAAACAUAGCUAUAUUUAUGGAUUUAUUUCUGUUGUAAUUUCCCAAUGCUGUAUGUUUAUUAUCAUGGGCUCCUAUAUUUGGUCACGAGGUAAGGUAAAAGAUAAUACUAUCCGUCAUAAAUCAUUAUACCUUGAAAUUGUUGACAAUAAAGAAGUAUACUAUUUAGAAGUAGUACUACCCAUUAAAUGUCACUUUUUCCUUUUUUUGCAUUAA